AUGUAUGAAAAUUUUCAUAUUUUUUGGAUAGGUGGUGGUGACAGCAAUAAAGGAAAGAGUAAGAAAUGGCGGAAGAUACUUCAGUUCCCACACAUUUCCCAGUGCAUCGGCCUAAAAGAUAAACUGGACAUCAGGUACAGUUAUGUGGUGGACCAGCAGCCGAUUGGGCGGCUGCUCUUCCGACAAUUCUGCCAGGACAAAAAGCCAGCCUAUCACCGCUACAACCUCUUUCUGGACGCGAUCGAGAAGUACGAGAUUGAGCUUGACGAAAAUCGCAUCGAUCUGGCGAAAGAGCUGUUCGAGCAGUACUUGAAGCGGGAGGGUUCGGAGGUGGUCGACAUCCUGAACGAUUCCUUGAUCUCUCAGUGCGAGGAACGACUCAGCACCGGCGGCAAGGAGCUCUUCACCGAGGUCGCACAGACCGUGAAAAACUUCCUGGCUGGCGAGCCGUUCUCGGCCUUCCUCAGCAGUUUCUACUUCUACAGGUAUCUCCAGUGGAAAUGGCUGGAGGCGCAACCAGUGACAUACAAGACCUUCCGGAUGUAUCGGGUAUUGGGCAAGGGUGGCUUCGGGGAGGUCUGCGCUUGCCAGGUACGCGCCACCGGUAAAAUGUACGCGUGCAAGAAAUUGGAGAAGAAGCGCAUCAAGAAGAGGAAAGGCGAGUCGAUGGUACUAAUCGAGAAGAACAUCCUGCAGAAGAUCAAUUCCAAGUUUGUCGUCUCGCUCGCGUAUGCGUACGAGACGAAGGACGCUCUCUGCCUCGUGCUGACUAUCAUGAAUGGCGGUGAUCUCAAGUUCCAUAUUUACAAUAUGGGCGGUGAGCCAGGUUUUGACAUAAAUCGCGCCCGAUUCUAUGCGGCCGAGGUCGUGUGCGGUCUGGAGCAUCUUCAUCUUCAAGGUAUUGUCUAUAGGGACUGCAAGCCGGAGAACAUACUGUUAGACGAUCAUGGUCAUGUGAGAAUAUCCGAUCUCGGUCUCGCGGUGGAAAUUACGGAGGGCGACAUGGUGCGCGGUAGGGUCGGCACGGUGGGUUACAUGGCGCCUGAAGUGAUCGACAAUGAGAAGUACACCUUUUCGCCAGAUUGGUUCAGCUUUGGCUGCCUACUGUACGAGAUGAUCGAGGGCCAAGCGCCGUUCCGCGCUCGCAAGGAGAAGACCAAACGCGAGGAAAUCGAUAGACGCGUCAAGGAGGAUCAAGAGAGGUAUUCGUCCAAGUUCAGCGAGGAUGCCAAAAGUCUGUGCCAACAGCUAUUAAAGAAGAGUCCGAAGAACAGACUAGGUUGCAAGUGCGGUCGACACGGGGCGAAAGAGGUGAAACUCCACAGUUUCUUCCAGUGCCUGAAUUGGAAGAGGGUCGAGGCUGGUAUGUGGGAACCGCCGUUUGUGCCAGAUCCUCGUGCGGUUUAUGCUAAAGAUGUUUUGGACAUCGAGCAGUUCUCCACGGUGAAAGGUGUUAAUUUGGACGCCACGGAUGAUACCUUCUACAGCAAGUUCAACACCGGCAGCGUGUCCAUUCCAUGGCAAAAUGAGAUGAUAGAGACUGAGUGUUUUAAGGAACUGAAUGUAUUAGGUCCUAACAACACGCCCACCCCAGACUUAUUGAUAAACCAUACACCGCCCAACAAUGACGACAGAGGCUGCUUUCCUUUUCGGAGAAAGAGGAAACAGAGCGAUCGCACAAGGGAGAUCCCGUUGUCGGAGUGCCACUUGCUGGAAUUGUCGCAGACGCAGAGCUCGGAAAUGCCAGCCAGCUGAUCUAUGG
Molecule: messenger RNA, 1762 nt
Organism: Trachymyrmex cornetzi
Lineage: Eukaryota; Metazoa; Arthropoda; Insecta; Hymenoptera; Formicidae
Gene: Gprk2
Product: G protein-coupled receptor kinase 2
Exons: 6
Coding region: 1-1755 (584 amino acids)
Biological process (GO): signal transduction; protein phosphorylation; regulation of signal transduction
Cellular component (GO): cytoplasm
Molecular function (GO): ATP binding; G protein-coupled receptor kinase activity
Source: RefSeq, a predicted model, not a curated record